UUGUCUCCCUCUCCUUUCCACCAAACAUGCGUCGGUGUAGACCUUGCGCCCUUGCAGCAGCGGCAACGACGUGCUUCUGCUUGAGGUUCAGCCAAGGUUGGAACCCCGUUGCCACUCUGAACCCCGGUUUGACCUCUGCGGCGGCGAGAGCUACACCAUGGUCUCGAGCGGCUCAGGUGGCUUCAGCUCGGCCAUCCCAACACACCCGAGCGAGAGCAGCAAUUGCAGCAGCGGUAGCACCACGUGAUCCCUGGGAAGCAGCUGGACAGGAAGCGAAGGAGGGCGACGAGAAAGGGGAAAAGAAGGUUAUGCCACGCUUGAAGAUGGACGACUCUCCAAUCCCGGAAUACCUGAUCGACAUGCUUAAAGAGUCGGGAGACAUCGAUGAAGACGGCAAACCCGUGAACGACUUCUUCGAUCCGGAUGAGGACGACACGUUCGGCACUCAGAGAGAACGGGAUCGCCUCAAGGAAGAGGAACUCUACUACAACGACGUGCCAUUUGGGGACAUGCUUUUCGAGGGCAAGGCUGGCGGCGAGAAUGCGCAGGACACGGGCAGUCUCAUGGAUACCUCCAUCAACAACGCGGUAUUCGAAUAUGGUUUCCCGGUGGAAUUCUUCCUCGACAUGCUCUGCAGGUGGGGAGUUACCCUGCCGAUCAAUCAAGACCGUCGGCUGGGGGAUAUGAUCGACGCGGAGCAGGCGGCGGCACUUUGCGAAGCUCUCACGGGCUUGGAUGCUGCGGAUGUUCGGGAUAACUACCUCGACGACUCCCUGGAAGAUCUGUCGUUCGACCUGGACAUCCCUCUGCCGGAUCUUUUCCAGGCUUGCGCCGCACAAAAAAUCAACCUCCCGAAGGGCGGGGACACGCACAUCACGAUCGACGAGUACAAGCUUCUCCUGGAUACCGUUGUUGAGGGCGGGGAGACGAGCCGCGCCCGCAAGCUCUUCGACGAGAGCCGCGUGACCAACCGCUGGACGGGGCAGAAGGAGGCCAACAGCAGGGAGCUCAACCAGGAGGACAUUGCGAGGGAGAUACAGAAGAACAACGCCGGCUUCGGCUGGAGAGAAGGUCCCCCCAUCCUGGGAGACGGGGAGGGAGAGCUCCCCCUCGAGCAGGCCCACAUCGGGGGCCGGAUUUUCGGGGAAGAGAUCUUCGCGUCGGGGUACGCAGAUUCGCAGCACCCCGGGGGGUGGGAGGAAGGGGGGGAUGAGGGUCAAGACGAUAGUUUUUUUUUUGACGACUUCGGUGCGUAGAAGCAGGUAGGGAGAUGCCUGCACGAUUUUUUGUGGUUCGCGGAAGCAUGCAGCUACAACGAAGUUCCUCGUUUGGGAUACAAGUACGCAUGCAGGGGCCAAUGGCCUUGGGACGGAAGCUUGCUGAUUUGAGAAUUCCGAGUUUACCCGGGUGACCUUGUGUUUCAUGGAGGCCCGGAUGACUGGAUGCACGAUGCUACCCUUGGUGCGCGUUAUUGAAUUGGUUGUCUCCAUGGGCUUUUUGGCAGAAAAAGCAGUGUCCGGAUUCUAGUGUCGGGAUUCUAGUAUAUACUCUGAUAGACUUAGUCCUGGGUUUGGUGUAUCAUUAUUAGAUAGUACGUGGUGUUUUCUUUCUCUGGCCUUCACGAGGCUCGUUCAGCCAACAACGUCGGUACUGACCUAGCGGGUAUCGAAGGGC
Molecule: messenger RNA, 1674 nt
Organism: Ectocarpus sp. CCAP 1310/34
Lineage: Eukaryota; Phaeophyceae; Ectocarpales; Ectocarpaceae
Source: the annotation of a GenBank genome assembly